Penicillium malachiteum is the source of this 2778-nucleotide messenger RNA. RefSeq names its product Mechanosensitive ion channel family. The transcript has a single exon. Gene Ontology annotation, biological process: intracellular calcium ion homeostasis; calcium ion transmembrane transport. The record is from RefSeq and is a predicted model, not a curated record. Gene Ontology annotation, cellular component: membrane. Gene Ontology annotation, molecular function: calcium ion binding; calcium channel activity. Lineage: Eukaryota; Fungi; Ascomycota; Eurotiomycetes; Eurotiales; Aspergillaceae. Bases 1 to 2778 code for a protein of 925 amino acids.
AUGGCGAGUCCUGUGGAGGACCGCAAGACCCUCCAUGUCCCGGAGCAUAGAGAGGGAGUAUCAAAUUCCGACGAAGUAUCACCUCUCUCCGAUGACGGCACGUACGUUCACGAAUCAUCCGCUGGCCCGAGAAAUCGGCUACGAGUCGAUACUACUACGAUACAAGAUGAGGAAGGACGCCCAAUAAUGAGUACACCUUCUGCACGUCGCGAAGAAGCAACUCGUUUGGAGGAUGAUUUAUUACUAUUACAAGCGGAGCGCGUGGCAUCCCGGUCAACGCAAGGACCCGAUGAUGGGGAAGCUUCGUUAAGCCGGACCAGAUCAAGACGCACAGAAGUGAUUGAUGAAUUCGAUGAAGCUACGAACCCUCUUCAUGAAAAAGCAGCUGUGUAUAGCCCUCCCGAGAACCCGCAGACAGAGCUUUCUGCCUUUGUGAAGAAGAUACACCAGUCCAGCUUUAUUGUUCGAUAUCUUACAUACAUCUUACCUGUGGUUAUACUUUUGUUAAUUCCUCUGCUUCUCGGAGCUCUCAAGUUUCAGGAUACCGGCGUUGGCGGUGUCAGAUUAAUGUGGUUCGCAAUCUGGCUGGAAAUUUUCUGGCUAACGCUUUGGGCUGGGCGAAUUGCCAGUAAGGCUCUGCCAGCAGUGGUCAGCAUAGUCGCUAGCAUUUUCACCAAUAAUGCGAAGAAAUGGCGCGAUAUGGCGAAGCAAUUGGAGGUUCACUUUGCGCUCUUCUUGUGGUGGCUCGGUGUUGAGAUCUCGUUUCUACCCACUAUGACGAAUCAUCAUGUGGAUGGUACGAAGGGAACCAAGAGCUGGGAAGUAACCUUUAACAAGAUUAUCAUCACGAUCUUUGUGUGGACAAUUCUCAAUCUGAUCGAGAAAGUUAUCAUUCAGCUCAUUGCUAUCAGCUUUCACCUGCGCACUUACGCCGAUCGAAUCGAGAUCAAUAAGUUUCAAAUCGGUAGCUUGACCAAGCUAUACAGUUGGUCUCGUGCUCGUAUUGAGGAAACCGAUGAGGCCUUUCAGGAGAAAGAACCCGAGGAGAAUACAACUAGUACCAAAACCCCACUUCACUAUGCUGGCAAGGCCGCUGGUAAGGCGCAUCGCAAAGCAAAGGGCGCUGUCAAGAAGGUCGGAAAUAAGGUCGGCGAUGUGGCUGGGGCUGUUGCUGCAGAUUUCACUGGUCGGACAACUACUAGGAGCAGUGAUCCCUACCAAGUCAUUCUCACCCUGUUGCGUACAACAUCUGGGUGUCAGGUCCUUGCCCGUCGUCUUUACCGCACUUUUGUCCGCGAUGGCUUUGACACUGUGUUCUCGGGCGACCUAAAGGAGGCUUUUGAGAAUAACGAAGAAGCCGAGGCCGCUUUCGUUAUGUUUGAUCGUGAUAUGAAUGGCGAUAUUUCCAUGGAGGAGUUGGAGGCUGUCUGUGUGGAUAUUGGACGCGAGCGCAAAUCUAUCACCGCAUCAUUGAAAGAUCUGGACUCGGUGGUGUCUAAGCUCGACAAUGUCUUCAUGUUCUUUGUCAUUAUCAUUAUUAUUAUCGUGUUCUUGUCGCUGAUCUCGACCUCAGCAGCUGGUGUUCUGACUUCAGCUGGAUCAAGUAUUCUCGCUCUUUCUUGGCUAUUCUCUGCGACCGCCCAGGAAUUCCUUCAAUCCGUGAUUUUCGUCUUCGUCAAGCACCCCUUCGAUGUUGGCGACCGUGUGACUGUCUAUGGAAACUCCGGCGAUUCAGGCCUCGGUGAUGAUUACUUCGUCAAGGAGAUCACUUUGUUGUAUACUGAGUUCAAAAAGAUGCAGGGUCAUGUUGUCCAGGCACCAAACAGCUACCUGAACGGGCUCUUCAUUCUGAAUCAGCGUCGCUCUGGUGCACUGGCCGAGGCUAUUCCCAUCAUCAUCAAAUACGGCACAACAAUUGACCAAAUUGAUGGCCUUCGCCAGCGUCUCUUGGAAUUCGUACGCAGCGAGAAGCGUGAUUUCCAAAGCAACAUCUUGACCGAGUUGCGCGCUGUGACCGAGAACUUCUCUUUGACUCUCAACGUUGUCUUUUUCUACAAAUCGAACUGGCAAAAUGAAGGUCUCCGUCUGCAGCGUCGCAACAAGUUCAUCUGCAUGCUUAUGAUCGCCCUUCAGGAGAUUGGCAUCGAGGGUCCUCGCAUGAACCUCCAGGGUGCCAAUGUGGACAUCCCCUUCCACGUCAACUACGGUACGCCUAUGGUCGCCCCAACACCAAAGCACGAAGGUCCCACCGAUGCAGAGGAAAUUCCAAUUGGCGAGGACUUUAGUGCUCUUCAUGAGAACACCGCUAUGACAAGCGGAAGCACGGCGCGUCAUCCCUCGAUUCUACGCAAGGGAAUGAACACCGCCGCCGCCCGAGCCCGUGGUGCGUCCACAUCCCGUAAACACGUGGAUUUCUCCUCGGGUAUGUCCAAUAUGUCUUCGCACGAUAUCAUGGGUGAUGUUUUCGAAGAUCGCGGUGUACGCAUUGACGAUGUCGUCCGCACUACAAACCGGGAAGCGGCUGAGCGCCGUAUGCAGGAGGUAGCCGAGGAAGAAGAAGAACGUCGUAGCCAGACAUCAUCGUCCCAGCGUCGACGACCUUCAAACCUUAGUGCCCCUUCUGAACCUCGCCAGUCUACCGAUGCACAUAGUUAUCGCAGCGGCGGCUCGUCGACGAGGAACCGCUUCUUCCGUCAUCGUAGCAGUAUGAGCGUCGAUCAUGGAGAUGUGGAGCAGGGCGUUGUCGAGCAGUCCCCCCCUCCUACGAAAAAUGAUUAA